UUUAACUAAAACCCAACGUUUUAUUCAGUGGAUUUAUUUCAUGGUCCUUCGACUGCUUCGACACUAGCAAAUCGAUACAAACAGCUAUUCGGUCCGGACAGUGAUACCGAAGAGAUCGAACGUUACGUGGAGAGAAAGAUAGCAGAAGAAAUCGACAGAGAAUUGAGCGAAGACAGUGGUAACAGCGCAAGCGACAGCGAAGAAAGUGGUAACAGCACAAGCGAUAGCGAAAACGACGAAUGUGUUUGGAAAAAGAGAAAAAAAAGCGAAGAAGAAGUGUUAGAAAUCACGAUUGAAAACGAUUUUAUAUUGCCGAAAUCACCGAAACAAACCAGUCAAUUGAAUGAGUCGUUCUUGCAAUAUCAGCUAGCACUCUCACCAAUCAAAUUCACACCAAAACGACCAGAAUUGCAACAAAUUCAAUCAUUUUUGCAAUUCCCAUUGUUGCUUUCACCAAUUUGCAACACACCGAAGCGUUUCAGGUCAGUGACACCAACAAACACAGGCCAACAACGUUUUGCCACGUCACCGAAAGAAGCGGACGAAACGCACACACAAAAACAUCGUCACGCGAACAAAGAAAGAGAGAAAGAAGAAAACACUGACGUCAGCGAAACGCACACAAAUCAACCGAUUUGCACAAGUUUGAGUGACCGCGCACUCGCAAAAAAAUCACACGCACACGCACGCAAACGCAAAUUCUCGUCCACUCUCUCGUGCUCAUCAUCACACGAAUCCAUUCGCUCAGCAUCACAAAAAACAAAACUCUCUCGCUCUCUCAUCCACUCACCACACCAACCCAUUCGAAAAACGUUCACAGCCGCAAAAACAAAACGAUUCACGCACACUCUCUCGUUCGCACGAACACAUUAAUCCGUUCGCCUCUCAGCGCCGCGCGCACACAGCCAAAACAGAACGCACAAACAUAAACGUUCAAUCAUCGACUGAGCCACUAUCUCGCACACAUCAACGCAUCGAUCCACUCACCAAGACAACAGCAACCGCAACCGCACCAACACUAACACAACACAAAUUCAGCAACUUGCGCGUGGAAAUCACCAACGAACAUUGCACAAACACAACUUCAACAGACGAAGUUGAUAACGUCACGCAACCAGAGCUACGUACACUGGAAUUGCGCUCAAAGGUCGUUCCAGACGGCAUGUUCAUUGCAGUUGCGGUGGAAAACUCAAAACGCUAUUCAAAGAAUGCAUUAAAGAGGAUUACCCGCAAUCUGUUAUCACAAAUGUAAUCCCUUUUACUCUCUCCUUUGCACAAAUAUGAAAUCAUUGUAAAUUCUUUCCUCAUUUCAUUUCUCAUGCAUUGUAUUCAUUUAAUUCACUUUUUACACGCAUUAUAAACGUAACGCAUCGCAUCGCAUAGCACGAAUUGAAUUGAUUUGAAUGAUUUAAAUUAGCAUUGUAGAGGACAAAUGAAUGAAGGCAUUGAAAAAGGAAAUUAUCGCAUAUUUAGCAUCGCAAUGAAUUUUGAAUGAGUUUGAAUCGCAUUUUUUUCAUCUCAUUUUUAUCGCAACACAGAGUUUGCAUCGCAUAUUAGCAUAGAUUUUCGCACUUAAUUAGCACUCGAUUUAAAAGUCAUCGCAGAUCGCAUAUACACAGCAUCCACUAGCAUUACAUUCAUUUAUCACGUUCAAAUUGCAUACAUUUUGGCGUAAAACAAAAACCGCAUGAAUUUCAUAGAAUGAAAUUAUGUUAGCAAGUAAAUUGAGAGUAUCUUGUAGCACUUUUUCGCAUUAUUAGCAAACAAAUCGCAAAACCAUCGCAUCACUUUUGUUCCACGAGCAAAAUCGCAAUAAAUUAGCAAUUUAGCACUUCAAAAUCAUCGCAUUUUUUGGCUUCAUUCAUUUCACUCUUUACAGCAAUUUGGGCAACUCGCAUCACUUUUUAGCAUCAAAACCAUCGCAUCGCAUGAAAAUUCUUGACCGAACACCAACGCAUAAGAUUGAUUUAACUAACUAAACUGCAUAUCGCUUGAAAACUUGAAUUUUCUUUCACGAAUUGGCAAAAGGUAACAUUCCUUUAACGCCCGAAAAUGACUGAUCUAACAAAACCAUAUGAAAAACUAUUGCAAAAACGCGACAAUCUUGUCCGUGCCAUCUUGACUCAUGAAACGAAAAUAAAAGGCGGUGUCACCCCCACGGCAGCCGCUACACGGUUAACUCAACUGGAUAGUUCAUUCGAAAAAUACAAAGAAUUAUGGGAAAAACUGGAAGAAGAAGAUGAAUUUGACUUGAAUCAUUUUGAGGUAGACAAUGAGGUGAUAACAGAAGCGUACAUAAAUACUGUUUCAAUGAUAAAAUCAAUAAUCAAAGAUCACUCGCAAAAUGAAAUAAUGUCAUUGAGUUCAACGUUAGCCGGCCGCGGUAAUCAUAGCGUCCCAGAAAUAAAAUUACCCACAAUUUCCAUUCCGAAAUUCGAUGGCAAAGAUUUGGAAUGGACCACAUUCUACGACACUUUCUCUUCUUUAGUCGAUCAAAACCCGAAUAUACCAAAAAUAAGCAAAAUGCAUUACUUGCGCGAUAGUCUAAAGGGGGAAGCGUUUCAAGCAAUUUGCAAACUCCCAGCUUCUGAGGCAAAUUAUGACAUCGCAUGGAAAAUGCUGUUAGAACAGUACCAUAAUACGCGUGCAAUUGUGAACGAUUGCUUGAAAUCAUUCGUUUUUCAAGAGCAAAUUCAACAUCGUAAUGCGAGCAGCAUUCGUAAAUUGAUCGACACAACGAAAACAUCUUUACAAUGCAUUGAAUCACUCGACGUGAGCAUUGAGGAGUGGGAUCCGUUUAUCGUGUACAUCUUGCAAACUAAGUUAGAUAAAGAAACAGCAAUUGAUUGGGAAAAGAAAUUGGGAGGUUCGAAAGAAAUUCCAACAUAUGUUACUAUGCUUGAUUUCCUUGAAACGCAACAUCGAAUAAUGAAAACGCCGGCAGGAUUGCCUUGUAGCUCCCAACCCACAACACAGAAAAUACAUUCCACAAUGAUUGGCAAAAAGAAAGAUGUGUGUGAAGUCUGCAAGGGCGAGCAUUACGUGCUGUUCUGUGACACGUUCAACGCAUGGACUGUCACCCAAAGAAAACAAUUCGUCAUAGAAAAAAGACUUUGCGCCGUGUGCAUGAAAAAACAUGAAGUUAACCAGUGUAAAUCCAAGUUUCGUUGCAAAAAAUGCAAUGGUCUUCACAGCACAAAACUACACGAAGAUGUCGCAACAACAAGCCAACGCGUAAGCGCUGUGAAUGAUCUGUCGAUGCCCAAUCAAAAACUAUUGGCAACAGCCAUUGUGAAAGUGCAAGACAAAUUCGGAAUUUAUCAUUUAUUCCGCGCGUUGAUCGAUCAAGGGUCACAGGGAAUUGUUGUGUCCGAAAAAGCUGUUCAAGUACUGAGUCUUCCUCGAAAAAAAACAAAUGUGCCAUUGCUCGGAAUUGAUGAUAAGCCACUCGGAAAAGCGACAAAAUCAAUACGAAUUCAAGUGCAAUCUGCGGUAAAUAGUGACUUCGUCAUAUCAAUGGAAGCACUGAUAAUGCGCUCGAUCAUGUCAGUCGGCCCACAAUUUGAAAAGCACAACGAAUGGAAACAUUUGAACGGUUUACAACUAGCAGAUCCUGAAUUUAUGCAGGCAAAUGCAGUUGACAUUCUGUUUGGUGUGGACAUUUACGGCAUUAUUGUUGAAAAUGGUUUGAAAAAGGGCAAAUUGCAUGAACCAGUAGCACAAAAUUCGUCGUUUGGCUGGCUUGUAUUCGGUGCUGCAUGCAAAGCAAAAGAAUACAGCGUUCGCAUUCAUACAACUCGCUUGGCAAACACAAACAACAACGACGAAAAUGAAGAUUUAAAUGUGGCAUUGAAACGCUUCUGGGAGAGUGAAGAAGUGAAUUUGAAGCCAAUCAUGACUGAGGAACAUGAGAAAUGUGUAACAUUGUGCAAAGAAACGACGGUUCGAUUGCCAAGCGGCCAAAUCCAAGUAUCUCUGCCAUUUAACAUGGAUCGAAAUGAUGAGAAUCUUCUCGGCGACUCCCGAAAAAUGGCAUUACGUAGAUUUUUUAACUUGGAAAGAAAAUUUGAAAAAGAUCCAACUUACUACGAACGAUAUAAGGCCGAUAUGUUGAACUAUCUUGCAUGCAAUCACAUGAGCUUAAGCAGAUCGCCACAUAAUGUUGGUUACUACGUACCACAUCACGCCGUAACUCGAGAAGAAAGCACCACAACGAAACAGCGUACUGUCUACGACGCUUCAGCGAAAACUUCAAACGGGUUUUCCUUAAACGAUCGUUGUCUGAAUGGCCCGACCAUACAGCCAGAACUUUUCAAUACGUUCAUUCGUUGGCGUACAAAUGAAAUUGCCUUGGUUGCCGACGUGGAAAAAAUGUAUCGUCAAGUCUCGCUCGCCCCGGAAGAUCGAAAAUACCAAAAGAUUCUUUGGAGAUUUUCGAAAGAAGAACCAAUCCAAACCUAUGAAAUAAACUGCGUAAUGUUUGGUAGCAAAUCCGCUCCGUUCUUGGCAAUCAAUGCAACCUUUUAUCUCGCUGAUUGUGAAAAAGAUAAUUUUCCAAGAGCCGCUGAAUGUGUAAAAACGUGUUUGUAUGUCGAUGAUUGUAUGAGCGGCAGUCACUCAGUCAAAUCAGCAAUUGAAUUACAACGUGAAUUAAAUGGGUUGUUCAAAUCCGGCCACAUGCACCUUCGCAAAUGGGCAUCAAACAAUGAAUCAGCGCUAGAAGGCAUUCCAGCUGAAGACCGAGCAAUCAGCUCAUCAUUAACACUGAAAACAAGCGAAACCGUUAAAACGCUUGGCAUGAAAUGGACACCUGCAUCUGACUUAUUGAACUUCACAAUCGAUAUGUCACGUUUGUCAUCUGAUCCCCGAGUUACAAAGCGAAAAUUGGUAUCAGAUGCUUCAAAACUCUACGAUCCGUGCGGAUUGUUAGCUCCACUUACAAUCAAGGCAAAAAUUUUGAUGCAACAAACCUUCAAAGAAAAGAUUGCUUGGGACGAUCUUGUGAGUGCUGCAAUUCAAGCUGAAUGGAAUCAAUAUAAAGAAGAAUUGCCCUUGAUCAAACAGCUAAAAAUCGAUCGUUGGUUUAAAAUUGAACAAAAUUCUCAAGUGAAAAUUCAUGGGUUUUGUGACGCUUCAAAUGAUGCAUUUGCUGCGAAUGUUUACGUUGUGCAAACUUCCAACGAUAAAACAACAUCGUCUCUCGUAUGUGCAAAAACAAGAGUCGCUCCAAUCGAGCCGGUAUGCACUCCUCGUCUGGAACUGUGUGGGGCAGUUUUGCUUGCAAAUCUAAUGUCACGAAUUCAAGAAAAUUUGCAGAUACAAAAAGAACAUGUGCAUUUAUGGACAGAUUCGUCAGCGGUUUGGCAUUGGAUUCAGAAUCAUCCAUCCCGCUUCCAAGUUUACGUUGCACAUCGCGUUCAUGAAAUCCAAAAACUGUUUCCCGCAAACCAUUGGAAACAUGUGCGUACUCACGAGAAUCCCGCUGAUCUCGCCUCGCGCGGUGUUUCUGCACGCCAAUUAUUGAACAAUUCGCUAUGGUUUUCAGGCCCAAAUUGGCUCACUUUGGAUGAAACUCAGUGGCCAAAAAUCAAUUUGUCAUUGCCAUCAGAGAUAAAUUUGGAAGAAAAACGCACUCGAAUCAAUGUUGCUACUGUUACAUCAAGUCCGUGCGAAAUGAACUUCUUGCUACGAUUCUCAAGCCUUCUUCGGUUGCUUCGCGUCACUACACGCCUGUUUCGAUGUGCAAGACGUCACAGAAAGGAAGAUGUUUCAUCUUUGCCCGAAUAUGUAACGCCUGAUGAAUUAAAUGAAGCCAAACUCGAGUGGGUUAAAUACAUUCAAGCAUUGCACUUUGGCAAGGAAAUUCACGAUUUACGAAAAAAUGGAAUCGUCGAUGAAAAGAGUUCACUACGUUCACUUAAUCCACAACUUGACGAAAGCGGAAUAUUGAUUGUCAACGGUCGAUUACGGUAUGCUCAGCUACCGGAAAGACAAAGACACCCAAUGAUUUUGCCGGCGAAUAGUCAUUUUACGCGGUUAGUGAUCAAUCGAGCUCAUGCAACAACAUUGCACGGCACUAUUCAUCUAACAUUGGCCCGAGCUCGCCAAGAAUUUUGGAUUUUGAACGGUCGAAAUCUUGUAAAAUCGUUUGUCCACAAAUGCGUUGUAUGUUUUCGACAAAAACCCAGAGCCAUGAAUCAAUUAAUGGCACCAUUGCCAGCUAUCAAAACAGCUCCGUCUCGCGCAUUCUUACAUUGUGGGCUCGAUUUCGCUGGGCCAAUUCAAAUAAAGAGCUCAAAUAAACGCAAUGCAAUAACCGAAAAAGGUUACAUUUGUGUCUUCGUUUGCAUGGCUUCAAAGGCAGCCCAUUUGGAGCUUGUCGGAGAUUUAAGCACACAAAAAUUCAUCUUAGCCAUUCGUCGAAUGAUGGCUCGCCGUGGAAUGAUUUCUGAGGUUUAUUGCGAUAGAGGCACGAAUUUUCAAGGCGCAAACAAUGAGUUGCCUCGUCUCUUUUUGGACGCCAAGGCCACAACAUCAAAAGAUAUCGCUCAACUAUUCGCUUCUGACGGCAUUCGAUUUCAUUUUAAUCCUCCAAGCGCACCGAACUGGGGUGGACAAUGGGAAUCGUUUGUCAAGCUAACUAAGCAUCAUUUACGCCGAAUGACGACCGCUACUAAUUUAACCUUUGAAGAAAUGACGACGCUUCUAACUCAAAUUGAAGCCUGUCUAAACUCACGGCCUCUGAGUGCUAUAACGACAGACAUAAAUGAUUUGGAACCUCUCACGCCCGGUCAUUUGUUAAUUGGCGCUCCUCUCAAUUUAAUUCCGGAGCCGAGCCUACUAUCGUUGAAAGAUAAUGCACUCGACCGGUUUCAAGCCAUACAAAAGGGGUUACAAACCUUUUGGAAGCGAUUUUAUGAAGAAUACCUGCACACCCAACACCCCAGAAAGAAAUGGUACAAGCCAAAUGAAGAUGUCAACUGUGGCGACCUCGUGAUCAUCAUCGAAGAUAACCUACCACCAGCGAAAUGGAUGAUGGCGCGGAUCAUCGAGCUACACACUGGCGCGGACGGCUACGUGAGAAUGGCAACGGUAAGGACUCAGCACUCAACUUUUCAGCGUCCAAUUGUCAAACUUUGUAAAUUACCAAUCACUUAA
Messenger RNA from Sitodiplosis mosellana (orange wheat blossom midge), 7158 nucleotides. RefSeq lists its product as uncharacterized. Gene Ontology annotation, biological process: DNA integration. The record is from RefSeq and is a predicted model, not a curated record. Bases 2053 to 7158 code for a protein of 1701 amino acids. Gene Ontology annotation, molecular function: nucleic acid binding. Lineage: Eukaryota; Metazoa; Arthropoda; Insecta; Diptera; Cecidomyiidae. The transcript has a single exon.